This is a messenger RNA of Polistes canadensis, 2386 nucleotides long. RefSeq names its product tachykinins (gene Tk). The record is from RefSeq and is a predicted model, not a curated record. NCBI's taxonomy places the organism in Eukaryota, Metazoa, Arthropoda, Insecta, Hymenoptera, Vespidae. The transcript has 6 exons. The coding region runs from base 245 to 1201 and encodes 318 amino acids.
AUCCUAUGUAUAAGUUGAAGCACGCGGAGCGUCAGUUCAACACUGUCCGUCGGCUCGAGUUCGUCUCAACUUGGAGGACAACGAACGGGGGACAUCAUCUUUAUAUUUUCCUAGAAGGUUCAUCCUCACCAUAAUCCGAGUUUUCAACUGGAUCCUCUUUUAGACUGAUUUCUUAGACGGGAAGGAAGAAACUGAACAUUGACGGACAACGUUUACUUUCUUCUACUAUUUUAACAUCGAAAGAAUGUUCAUCAGUUCGUUGAUUUUACUCUCUGUGUCGAUUGUCAUUUCGUUUGCUGAGGAUUCCUCGUUGAACGAUGCACUCUCUUUCAAACGUGCUCCAAUGGGUUUUCAAGGUAUGCGUGGUAAAAAAGAUCUUACAUCUAUUCAAGACGCUGAUUUUUCCAAAAGGGCACCAAUGGGCUUCCAGGGUAUGCGUGGGAAAAAGGACUCAAUCGUAAACGAUGACAAUUUCUUGCAAGAAGCAGAAGGAUUUGAAAAACGAGCACCCAUGGGAUUCCAAGGGAUGAGAGGAAAAAAAGAUUAUCUAAUUCCCGAUUUUGAGGAUGCUUAUUAUCAAGAUAAUUAUGAAAAACGAGCACCUAUGGGAUUUCAAGGUAUGAGAGGAAAAAAAGCUAUAUCCGAGGAGGAAUAUUACAAACGUGCACCAAUGGGAUUUCAAGGAAUGAGAGGAAAGAAAUCUCUCGAAGAAAUAUUGGAAGAGAUCGAGAAAAGAGCAUCAAUAGGAUUUCAAGGUACGAGGGGUAAGCAAACAUACUUGUUCGACUAUCCCGAAGAAUACGAGAAACGUGCAAUGGCAAUGGGAUUUCAAGGUAUGCGUGGGAAGAAGGACGCGUAUUCAAUGGAAUGGGAAAAAAGAGCACCCAUGGGAUUUCAAGGUAUGAGGGGAAAAAAGUCACUUUACGAUGAAAUAAUCGAGGAAUUAGAAAAACGAGUUAUUAUGAGUCUUCAGGAUGAUCUAUUAAACGAGGAUUUAAAUGACAAUUACGUCGAUUAUUUCUUCGACCCAAUCGAUUAUGAGAAAAAAGAGUCCAUGGGUUUUCAAGGUAUGAAGGAUAAAAAGGAUAAUGAUAAACGAGUACCCAUGGGUUUCCAAAGUAUGAGAGGCAAGCGGAACGCCGUACAACUUUAUGGAAUCAAUGGAAAAGCAACAUCGACGGAAUUCCAAGAUGUACAGUAAUGGCACCAAUCAUAAAAACCUUACUUACAGUCGUUACAGGCUGUCUUCUUUAAGUUAAACCAAUCUAUUCGAUAAAACGGCGAAUUACGGACAGGGUGAGCUGAGCGUGAAGUGUAAUCCGUUGAUUUCAUUUCUAUGUAAUUAUCGUAGAGCUCAAAUUUCAUUUGAUUACCGUAGUAUUGUAAUAUCUAGUCAAUAUAACAUAUAUGAUAUAGAUGAUAAUUCGUACGCCAAAAAAGAAUAAAAACAAAAAAAAACAACAAAAAUCACUAUUAAAAGAGAAAAAAGAUAAAUUCAAACAAAAAAGAGAACCACUUCUUCAUUCGAUUCGCGUUUACGCGUAAACCAAAUACAAAUGCUAAAAUAAAAAAAUAUUGUAACUGUUCCGUGUAAAAGCCCUUUAAAAAAAGAUUAUAUAUAUAUAUAUAAAAAGCCUAUAUCAGUAUUAUCGUUAAAUUAUGCGAUUAUCAAUUAUUUGAGAGUGAGUGAGAGAGAGAAAGUAUGAAAAAGUUAAAGAAAAAGAGAGAGAGAGAAAUAGAGAGUGUAUGAAAAAGUUCAAAAGAAAAAGAAAGACAGUUACUUUAUUUCUCGUUCCUAGACGUAUAGUAAGAUUACUAUAGCGAAGCAAUUAGAUGUCCCAAACUCUUAAAAAAUGCAUAACGAUGACGUAAAUGUAAGGAUAAAAAUGGUAAAAAAAAAAAAAUUUAAUAUACACAUACAUAUACAUGUAUACGUACAUACACGGACAGAAACAUAUAUAGCGAUAGAUAGGAACUAUAUUUUUCUCUGAAUGUUAUAAAGUAGAUAUAUUUACAUCUAUAUUUGUGUACCUCGCAAAAGUGAUACUUUUAUUUCUAUCAGAAACCAUACUUUAGUCAUCUGCGAUAUUAAAACUUGCACAAUGUCUGUAUGUCUAAUUUUUAGUCUUAAACCAUCAUUCGCAAGUAUUUAUCUUAUACGUUAUCUUAUUUAUAUAUUUCUCCUCCAAAAAUUAAUUUGAACUGUAUAAUUUAAUAAAAUAGUAAAUACGAAUCUACAUUGAGAGAAACUAUUACCAAAAAUAUCAAACUAAUAAGGGGACGAGAUGAAAUGGGAUAAGUGUAAUACUAAUUUACAUUUCUUAUGCAGCUGAUGUACCUGAAAUGCACCAAUGUCUUUCUCCUCUGUACCUUUCUUAAAAAAAAA